This is a messenger RNA of Daphnia pulex (common water flea), 1145 nucleotides long. RefSeq lists its product as uncharacterized. The transcript has 3 exons. Lineage: Eukaryota; Metazoa; Arthropoda; Branchiopoda; Diplostraca; Daphniidae. Bases 203 to 913 code for a protein of 236 amino acids. The record is from RefSeq and is a predicted model, not a curated record.
AUACACAGACACAAAACAGGCUCUAUACAGAUCUAAAAUAGAUUCGAGCGACCUUGGUCUGGUGUUUCAAGAUCCGCCAUUUGGCCAUUUCUUCGAGCGACGCAGUCACGCACGAUCCAUCGCGUCUGUCGCACGCCAUUCUUGAAAAUUUCAUCGCAAGAAAUAGCCUCUCUUAAUAAAGAAAUAACCAACUGACGACGCAAUGAGUUUCAUUCCCCAAAAAAUAUUCAACCUUUCGGACCAAAUUUCUGUUUACGAUAAAAUGGGUUCAGCUGCAUCUGCCGUUGUCAGACGAGCUGCAAGCAGUUCCCUUCUCCCAAGUUCAAGUUGCGCCCCAUCUGUGAACGCUCACCUUGUGAAAUUACAAGAAUGUGAAGAAGAAUGUGACGAAAAGAUCAGAGAAGCCCAAUUUGCAUUUCGAUCCACCGAUUUAGGCAGCUGGGCUGCUUUUCCUUCUUCCGCAGGUGAAGAAAACACAGACACGGAUCCUAAGAACAUCCAGCAUUGGGCCCUGGUCGUUCACUUUCCCAGAGGCAAGAAAACGUAUCUCUUUGAAGCUGGCAAGGGUGAAAAUGGCCUUCUUCAAGCCAGCCGUGCAGAGGGUGUCGACUAUGAAAUCUUCGAGAAAGCCAAGUAUUUCGGCACGAUCGAGACUUGUCCCAGUGAACUGUUGACGAAAGCCAAACAAGUUUCAACAACCAAGCAAUCCCCAUGCUACAACGUUUUUAAAAAUAACUGUCAAACGUGGCUGAGAGAAUUUUUAGAUCUGAUUUCUCCAAAUUUGUUGCAAGCGCUAUAUAAGAAAAUUCCCGAGACUCAAACAUAUUUAAGUUACCUCGCAGGAUCGCUCGGGAGCUCUGCCGCUAACGCUGUUCCAGAUCUUGUUUCUCAAAUAGUUUCUCCUAUACAGUGAACGACGAAGGUUGGAAAAAGGAGCAAUAACAAAAAUGAGUACAUGUUGAAGAACCCUAUCGACUGCCAUCUCCUGUCAUUACUAACAAUAAGCAUUUUAACCUCUCUAUUUAGUUUUUGUAUCUCAAACGUUUUGUUAUCGUCUUGUUUUAAGACUGAAUUCAAUAAUCAACAGUGAAACCUUAUUUUCUCUUGAUGAUUAGCCUGAUGAAUACAAAUUUUACAAAUAUUCA